GUUUCCGUGGGAGGUAAUCCCGUCACUGGUUUCUUUUAACAACAAGGACCUCUCAAUGGACAACCUCUACUGACCUAGUCGAUUUGCGGUGGCAUUUCUUUUGAAUGUGUUGGCUAUGUUCCGGUGUAUCCCAAUCGGGCUAAUCGUCACUCGAUCUGGCCAUCAUUGCCGAAGAAAGCUCAGUGGGCAAGUAGCUCUCACAGGCCUUCAACCCACUGGCAUACCUCAUCUCGGAAAUUACCUCGGUGUUAUCAAACCGUGUGUGGACUUGAAAAAAUCCGGAGUCCUCUCUGGUCUGUUACUUCUUAUUGCAGAUCUACAUGCUCUUACUUCAAUGAAAAGCACCUUGUUAUCAGAGGCCGUGUGGGACUUAGCAUGUGUACUGUGCGCCUGCCUGGAUGAAGGUGAAAACCCUAUCUGUUCGAUUUUCCCACAGUCUUCUGUUCGAGGUCAUACUGAGUUAGCUUGGAUCCUGGGGUCCUGCUGUUCUAUUUCCUUUGUGGAUUUGUCUGGUGGCGUUUCUUGGUUACUCGUUCUUCUCCUUCUUCAUCCCAAGAGAUUAGCUCAUCUACCUCAAUGGCGAGACAAGUCGGGUUUGCAUUCUGUGAAUGAGCAAGCGCCACCGCACGCCAAAUGCAAGCAAUCGCCUGACUCAGCUCCUGCUGGCGCGUGCGUUGGCCUCUUCACCUAUCCUGUGCUUCAAGCUGCUGAUAUUUUGUUGUAUGGUGCUGACGUCGUUCCUGUUGGUGCGGACCAAACAGCUCAUAUUGAGCUUGCGCGUGAACUCGUCCGCUCAGCAACCACAAGGUGGCCCGCAUUAGCGUCCAUCUUACGAAUCCCUACUGGUUUGGUCCUAGGCGCCCCAAAAAUCAACAGUCUCCGUAAUCCCACCAAAAAGAUGAGCAAAUCUGAUCCGUCUGAGGGUGGAUGCAUCUACCUAACAGAUUCACCUGACCAGAUCCGUCUGAAAGUCCGGCGUGCCCAAACCGAUUCCCAGCUCGGAGUCAGCUACAAUGCUGAAGAUAGACCCGGUAUCGCCAAUCUACUCCGCAUCCUGUCUGCCUUGGAGGUAAGAUUUGUUGGACUGGAGCUUACUGUUCCCGUUUCCAACCAAGUUGCAGAAAUUCUGUACAACGGGU
Opisthorchis viverrini is the source of this 1139-nucleotide messenger RNA. RefSeq lists its product as hypothetical. Gene Ontology annotation, cellular component: mitochondrial matrix; mitochondrion. Gene Ontology annotation, molecular function: tryptophan-tRNA ligase activity; ATP binding. The annotation marks the transcript as partial. Lineage: Eukaryota; Metazoa; Platyhelminthes; Trematoda; Opisthorchiida; Opisthorchiidae. The transcript has 3 exons. The record is from RefSeq and is a predicted model, not a curated record. Gene Ontology annotation, biological process: mitochondrial tryptophanyl-tRNA aminoacylation.